This is a messenger RNA of Lytechinus variegatus (green sea urchin), 1886 nucleotides long. RefSeq lists its product as uncharacterized. NCBI's taxonomy places the organism in Eukaryota, Metazoa, Echinodermata, Echinoidea, Temnopleuroida, Toxopneustidae. The transcript has 2 exons. Bases 174 to 1580 code for a protein of 468 amino acids. The record is from RefSeq and is a predicted model, not a curated record.
CAGUACAAGCUUCAGAACUGUAAAUAAAUCGGCUGAUGAAAAAUAUCGCGUGCCCUCUUUAGGCCAAAAUUUAUUUCGUCGCUGAUCGAAGGGCAUCUACGUGAAGAUCAAGAAAAAUACAUAAUAAACUGCAAAGAGAAGUCACCAAACAAUCCAUAUAGUUUGGUAACAAAAUGGGGGAGGAAGCGGUCAACCUUCCAUUACUCUCUGAUGGACGCACAGACCUUGGGACAGGUGUUUCGGACCAAGCGGCACCCACCAAAGGGGGUUUCACGCAGGCGCCCCCAGGGUUUCUUGGGAUGGAGGGGGCUAAUAGGCCCCUCUCUGAGAGGCAAAUUAGGUGUUGGAGUGCGUUGGAGUGGCUCAUGCGCGGGCGGCUCCUUCCAUAUCCUGGUGUGAUUGUUAGGAUGGCCCCAUCUGAGCUGUCUUGGGACCUUGUCCUGGGAUUCUUAGAUAGGGCGUACGCACGUGCAGUAGAAAGAGCAGAUGCAGGUUGGGUCUUCUGCCUGCACGAGUACCUCAGGGAACGUUUGUCCCUGGGGGAAUACAAGGAUCGGUUUGCCCUAUUAGAUGAAAGGGGUAGGGACGAUAAAUUAUUAUUCUUUGACCCAGACACUCCCUGGUGGGAACCCGCUAUGGCAUGGGAGCGUCGCUUCCCAAGAGGUCUGGCUUAUCUGCCUCAAUUCGAAGGAAGGUCAUCGGCGGCGACGGCAAAGGCGCCAUGGUCCCAGGGCUUGCAUGCUCCAGUGGCCUCGACCGCGAGGUGCGCUCCAGAGCAGGUGGGACCUAGUCUGAAACCAGCUGCCCUGUUAACCGCCCCCAAUUUUGAGGAGGAGGUUAUGAACAGCGGGAAGCCAUCUGCUGCGUCCAAAUUUGCACGACCAGACCGUCAGGAGUCCCCUUUCAAGGACAUGCGUGUCCCCGAAGCCCAGGCUGGGGGACCGUCCACGAGGGGGACUACCCCGCACGAGAAAAAGGAGGUGGGUAGGAGAGGCCUGGCAGGUGCACCCGCCACCCUGGGCAAGCGCACGUUUGGCGGGGCUACGGGAGGGCCGGUCAACAAGCGGAAAGUGAGGGGACCUUGUCCCCUUUGCCAGCAGCGGCCGCAUCAUAAGUUGAAGGUACAUGUGUACCGACACAUGCCGCCUGCACUCCGAUUGGGUCAGGAUAAACCUGCGGGGGAUGAUUUCCCCCUUCAUGAAGUAAUGGGGUGUCUACAGUUCUUGGCCAAGUGUUUCACUGGCACACAUAACCUGAACUCUCUUAUCCGGUUCGUGAACCGGAGUGCCCCCGACAACUGGAACUUGCACAUCCCACCGGCCAUGGAGGAGGAGAUGUUUCGCCUCCUAGAUCAGCUGGGAGCAUCCCGUCCUGAAAGUAUUACGGCGCAGCCAAUAAAUUCCAUCGCCGCAUUGCUCCACUGGCGUGUCCUGGCAUGGCUGGUGCAGCAGUUGACUGAGGAAGAAACUGUGCAGCUACAUCAACUCGGGGGAUCUAGCACCUCGGGGCAGGGGGAGGCUAUGCCAGCGGAAGCCGCGCAGCCCAAACUGGUGGGGAGCACUAUUCCCCAACGUCGGUAGCAAGGCAGCAGAGGCCACCACCGCCUGGGCCUGGCAGGGACAAUGUCCCUGCCAGGCCCAGGCGGUGGUGGCAGGGACAAUGUCCCUGCCACCACCACCUGGGUCUUGCAGGGAUUAUGUCCCAGCUCAAUUGGCUCUGCCUGCAGCAGGCGUGCUGACAACUGCUGAGGGGGGAGCAUCGGCUACCCCUAUGGCAUCGGAGGACUCAGCCUCGACCCUGGUUCGGAAACGAACCCAGGGGCUUAACGCGGAGGGUAAACGCAUGUCCUUCGCAGAGGCCGAUGCGAAAGCCCCUAUAUCCCUGGC